AUGCGGCUUAACGAAACCUUCAUCAAACUUCUCUUUAUUCCUCCACAUCUACAACAUAUGGCAAGCAUUCGCCGAAAACCUGUCUCAGUUUUCCGGCCAGCCAAGGUUACACAUGAAAAAGCUAUACCUUCUAGUAUUUGGAAUAAUACUGCUCCAAAACUGAAACGUCAACUUACAGUCCCGCGGGCCGCAGCACGUGAAGUACCAUUUUCGGGAACUCACAAUUGCCAACAACAAACAACAACAGACCCUAUUGCUGCAGAACCUGAUUUUUACUUACCUGAUGAUUGCUGGGAGUAUGUCUUUUCAUUCCUCGACGGCGACUUUAACUCUCUAUCCCGAGUCUCUAAACACUUCCUCUCCAUCACCAUCCGACUCACAUUAUCUAUCAACAUCUCUCAUCCAUCACAUUCUUUACUAUCAUAUCUCUUCCAUAAGUUCUACAACCUUAAUUCCCUUGAAAUCAGUUUCCACUCCCUUGAUCUCGAUGCAGGCAUUGCUUUGGCUCUCCGUGACACACUAACAUUGAAAUCCUUAUCUAUUGCCUGGAUUGAAUUUAAUCACGUUACUUCACAGAACAUUGACUCAUUCGUGAGUUUGAAGGGUUUGAGUUCUCUUAAAUUUUACCGUUCGAAAAUUUCAAAUGAUUUGCUCUACUCUAUUGCAAGAGAAAGUCUUCCCUUGAAGAGAUUUGUUCUUGAAGAAUGUAUCGGCUAUAGUUAUAAUGCAAAGUGUUUGAGUGGAUGGGGGCUGUUUCGUGGUUAUCCUUAG
This is a messenger RNA of Vicia villosa (hairy vetch), 771 nucleotides long. RefSeq lists its product as uncharacterized. Bases 1 to 771 code for a protein of 256 amino acids. The record is from RefSeq and is a predicted model, not a curated record. NCBI's taxonomy places the organism in Eukaryota, Viridiplantae, Streptophyta, Magnoliopsida, Fabales, Fabaceae. The transcript is spliced from 3 exons.